GGGCCCCCGCCCCCGAUGCCCUCUCCUUCCAACACACUCUUGUCUCUUCCUGGCGGCGCCGCCCUUCGGGGUCUUCAUCUGGGGGCCCUUCGCCGGCGACGAGCACCAACCAGUUGCACUGCCAAACAAAUAUGGGUUUGUGUGGAAAGCAUGGACAUGGGCUACAGCCAGCUGCUUUCGUGGCUUCUGCUUGUAAGAAGCAGGACUUGUGCCGGAAGGAUGAGGAAGGGACUGCAUCCUCAGAUGCAAUGGAUUUCAUAUGUGACGCAGAGUGGAAGGCUGAUCAAUAUCAUGAUGACCAAGGUCAACCAUACUGGCAAAGUGUACCACAUGCGGGCCAAGCGUCAAAUGGCUCAGAGCCUUGGCCAGAUUGCAAAGUUCAAACGCCGAUAUGAGCAGGAAGCAGAGGAAAACAAAGACAAAUAGGAUGCUUGAAAGAGGUAUAGCCUCUGCAGCCUUAAGCAAUUCUGUUGACUGCAAGUUUUUGCUCGUGGAAUUGUAUUUUUGGUGGAAUUUUCUUCUCUGAUUCCAUCAAUGUUGGGUUCUAACCCCAUGUAGUUGUUUCUUCUCUUUUGUUACAAAUGCCUGUCCGGCUCUCUUGGGCAAAUUAUGGUACUUACUGUUCUGCCUUAAAAAGCUCAAGAAAAUUGUCGAUGGAUUAAUUUCUGAUCUGACUUCGAUAUUCAUGAUU
This is a messenger RNA of Setaria italica (foxtail millet), 691 nucleotides long. RefSeq lists its product as uncharacterized. The record is from RefSeq and is a predicted model, not a curated record. The coding region runs from base 16 to 426 and encodes 136 amino acids. Lineage: Eukaryota; Viridiplantae; Streptophyta; Magnoliopsida; Poales; Poaceae. The transcript has 3 exons.